AGACUUGAGCGCGAUGCAAACCCGCAUAUUCUCGCCUGGCCCUCUCGCCUACGCAAAGCACCCGAAACAUCCAAAAGAAAAAAAAACAGGAUCAAAUCCCAGGCGGCGGAGCGCAGCACGACCAGCUCUUCACGCCCAAACCCCUCGCUGGCCGCCGCUUUUCCUCCCAUUCUCUUCCCUCAUUGCUCUCUCGAUAAAAGAGUCUCAGUUUCGUCCCGCUCCCAUCCCACCUCACUGCAUGCAGUUCGGAUGAGGAGAAGAUAUCCCGCAGCUGAUGGGAGCUCAGAAGAGCAUCCAUGCUGGGAAAGCGAAGAUAGAUUUCAAUGUGGACCUCUCCCACAAGCUAUGCUCAGCCCUCUUGUUACCUCCUCUCAGGAAUUCUAGCAAUCCCUUUUCCCAGAUUAUUGGAAGGCUUUCCAUCAAACACCCCAGCCUCUUUGGAAGAAGCGAGAAGUUGGACGUGUUGUGGGAUAAGGGGCUCAAUGAUUCUAAUAUCCUCAUUGCCUUCAGGCGCCCGAAGCUUGAAUGGCUCUCUCAGCAGUCAUUUGUCAUGCAGCAUUCGAUCACACCUGAGAUUGCUGUGCAUGGAUUACCUGUCGAUCAUUUCUCUCAUUCGGGGAGUGGGGGUGUCAACCUUUGCCGCCUGUCAGUAGGAGUGGACCACAAUGAGCCUGCUACUUCUCAUUGGAGCAGCACAACCAGCAUCAAAUUCGAGCAUGUUCGUCCUGUCAACAAUGAUGGUCGUUCGAUAAGUAGGGACCUUGAUGGUUUUCCCAUAACUUGCAGUGGUGGUUCCCAUGACAAUAUGGUUGUUCUGAAGCAAGAAUCACAAUAUGCAAUUGCUAAUGACAAUAGUUUCACGAGACUAAAUUUUCAAAUGGAACAAGGAUUACCUCUUCUAUCAAAAUGGCUAAUUUUCAACCGAUUUAAAUUCAUCACCUCAAAAGGAGUCAAAUUGGGGCCAGCAUUUUUAGUGUCAAGCCUGACAGGUGGUUCCAUUGUAGGGGACAUGGCACCCUAUCAAGCAUUCACUAUUGGGGGACUUGGCAGUGUUCGAGGUUAUGGUGAGGGUGCUGUGGGCUCAGGAAGAUCAUGUCUAGUUGCUAAUAGCGAAUUCACAAUUCCACUGACAGAAACAGGAAAUAUGUUCGGCCUCCAAAAUCUUUGAUGAUCGGUCCUUAACUAAAGGCUACAUCAGUAAUAAUUCAUCAUUGAGAUAAGUGGAAAACUGGCUCACACAACGUGUGGUUUCUCUCUUUUAAACCUAGUUUGUUGGUAAUAUUGUUUUUAUUAACUAGUAGGCCUGUCUCCUUCCUUUCCUUGAUAAAUUGUGAGAGACCAACUAUUUACUCCAUUUCUGCUCUGCCAUCAUUGCGAGUUUAAAUGCCUUGGCUAGUCUCAUUUGUUAAAUUGGCACUUUUUAGAUAUUUUUGGCAAAACAUGUACUGCAGCAUGUUGGCAAAGUUUGCUACUUCCAACUGAGCUCAUCUCUCAAUGUUUGUGGAUGAACUGCUUGUAUAUGGUCAUCAGCUUGUACUGCCCUGGAUGCAAAAUUCGUUGGUACUCCUGAAUUGUGAUGAAUUAUUGCCUUGAUAAAAACAUAGUCAUCAAGCUUUCUUAAUCCUGGUUUUAGAAGUAGAAAUGUUUUUUUCUGACAGUUUAUGAUGACAUGCCUUUAACCCAAUAUGCAACCAGCAAGUUCUUUUUAAUGAAGUAUAGAACCAGCAGUGCUUUUGGGGCUUUUGCUGAUUUUAAUCCUGCAUUGCAUCCUUCUUGAUAAGUGGUUCUUACAAAUUUGACACUGACGUCAGGGGGACCUGCUUGGGUAUCAUUAUAUUUUUUUGCAAUGAAUGAAGUUUGUGCAUACAUAUCAAAAUAGGAAAUCUGAGGAUGGUUUCAAGAGUUAGUAAAUAAGUUGUUUAUUGGCUUAUCAUAUAAACUACUUUUGCCAAUGGACUAAAAGGCAUUAUUUUCUG
This is a messenger RNA of Phoenix dactylifera (date palm), 1976 nucleotides long. Lineage: Eukaryota; Viridiplantae; Streptophyta; Magnoliopsida; Arecales; Arecaceae. The record is from RefSeq and is a predicted model, not a curated record.